Olea europaea var. sylvestris is the source of this 1473-nucleotide messenger RNA. RefSeq names its product zinc finger CCCH domain-containing protein 20-like. The transcript has a single exon. The record is from RefSeq and is a predicted model, not a curated record. Gene Ontology annotation, molecular function: metal ion binding. The coding region runs from base 54 to 1133 and encodes 359 amino acids. NCBI's taxonomy places the organism in Eukaryota, Viridiplantae, Streptophyta, Magnoliopsida, Lamiales, Oleaceae.
UAUAAAGAAACUGAACCCUCCCUGAUAAUCUAGAAAAUUCUACAACUGAAAAAAUGAUGAUGGGAGAAAUGAACCGUCCGAGUCCGACCGUUCAUGUUCCUCCAUGGUCAUUCACACCAGAGAAUCACACCUUCUCUUUGAGCCCUAAGGCCAAUGCUAAUGGCGGCGUCGAUGACUACUCUGUUUUCUUCCAGAACGAUUCUAUAUCGGCGUUGAAGGCGUAUUUACAGUCCUGCUCUCCGGAUAUUGAGAACGGAAACGGGGAUUUUCCGGUGGACGCGCAAUCUUGUGAUCAUUUUCGGAUGUUCGAGUUUAAGGUGAGGAAGUGCACUCGUGGUCGAUCGCAUGACUGGACGGAGUGUCCUUAUGCGCAUCCGGGUGAGAAGGCUCGCCGCCGUGAUCCGAGGAAGUUUCACUAUUCGGGCACGGCAUGUCCUGAGUUUCGUAAAGGGAGUUGUAGAAAAAGUGAUGGUUGUGAGUUCGCACACGGCGUAUUCGAGUGUUGGCUUCACCCGGCGCGCUAUCGUACUCAGCCAUGCAAAGAUGGGAUGAACUGUAAGAGAAGGGUUUGUUUCUUUGCUCACUCGCCCGAUCAGUUACGAGUUCUGAGUCCGCAGGCCGAGUCGUAUGACGUCAAUUCGCCCCACCGACUCGCUUUUAGGUCAUCUUCAGAUUCUGGGUCGCCGGCGACUGAAUCGCCGCCUAUAUCUCCGAUGACUAACUCGGCUAGCAAGCUGAGUCGGUCUCUGGGUUCUGGCUCCAUCAACGAAAUGGCGGCUUCACUAAGCAAGCUGCAGUUGAAUCAUAUGAAUUCUAUGCCAUCCCCUUUGAAUCGUCAGGUGGGGCUCUCUUUCCCCAUGAGCCGACCUGGGUACUUUAGCCUGCCCACGACUCCGACUCAGGCCGUUUCGCGACCAGGGAUGGGAUACUUCGAUGCGUGGGACGAGAACUAUGUGUCUGAGGAGCCAAUGAUGGAGAGGGUCGAAUCGGGCAGGGACUUGAGGGCGAAGAUGUUCGAGAAAUUGAGCAAGGAGAAUCCUCUGGACCGAGAUGCUCCGAACCCGAAUCCAAAUCCAAAGCCUUCCGAUUCCCCAAACCCAGAUGUGGAAUGGAUCUCGGAGCUGGUAAAUUAAUAUAUUUUCAUUUUCGAAGCAAUUGCUCGUGAUGAUUUAUUGCAAUUAUGGAGGUUAAUUUUUGGUGAAGAUUUUGUAAAUAUUAAAUUAUAUAAUUUAGUCCUAUGAAGAAAUUGAAUAGAACUUGAUGAUUAUGGUGAAGAGUGUAUGUUGAAUCUCUCCUUCUGGGGCACAAAUUUUCUGAAAAUUAUAACAAUUUGAAAGUUUCUUGUGUAUAUAAGAUGAUGUGCCACCUGAGGAAGAGAGAUGUAGCAGAAGAAGAUUGAAGUAUGUAUUUUUCUGUGUUGCAUAUGUAAAGAGUAUUUCAGAAAAUAUAAUGGUUCUUCAGUUGGGUGGGGCA